Plectropomus leopardus (leopard coralgrouper) is the source of this 862-nucleotide messenger RNA. It is a transcript of the gene sh3bgrl2, whose product is annotated as SH3 domain binding glutamate-rich protein like 2. The record is from RefSeq and is a predicted model, not a curated record. Gene Ontology annotation, cellular component: cytoplasm. Lineage: Eukaryota; Metazoa; Chordata; Actinopteri; Perciformes; Serranidae.
AUUAUCAUGGCUCAGUUUAAAUACUGGAGUUCUUAUCACCUUUAAAACACAGCCUGUAGACUAGUCAAAAAUCUGUUAAUUUUUAGGAAUAAACGGGACUAGCUGCCAUCAAGCACUUUGCUGGUCGACUGUCUUGACAUUAAUUUGGGAUUAAAAUGGUCAUCAAGGUUUACAUCGCCUCUUCAACCGGCUCUGUCGCGGUAAAAAAACAUCAGCAAGCAGUGGUGGGUUUCCUGGAGGCCAAUCGAAUCAGCUUCCAGGAAGUAGACAUCACCAUGCUGGAGGAGCAGAGGCUCUGGAUGUACCGCAACAUCCCCAGAGACAAGCAGCCGGAAAAAGGCAACCCACUGCCUCCGCAGAUCUUCAAUGAGGAUCGCUACUGUGGGGACUAUGAAGACUUUUUCCAGUCGAAGGAGGAUAACACUGUGUUUGCAUUCCUUGGGCUCAGUUCCCAACCUUCAGUGAAAGAUUCUGAGUCAUAGCCUGGAUCAAACUGCUGAUAUGUGACAUCCAGGGACCCUUAAGAUAUGAGGACAAAAACUGCAUCAUUUUCCCACAUUCCUCCUGCUACAACGCCAGCACGCUGCCAAACAUCAGAUCCCGUGGAUUUCACCCUGUAUGAUCGUUCUCAACACUUAAAACAGCAUGCCACCAUCACUUAACAAGUGUCUGAUUCUCAAGAGACUUAAUCACAGAAGAAGACUUUAUGAUGGAUGCAUUUGUGUUUCCUUUUCCUGUUUAACACACACUGUGACAGCAAACGCUGUCAGUAGCAUAAAUUCUGUGCAAACUAGAUGUAGUAGCUUUUGCAUCAGUAGACCAGUAGCUUAAUUCUACAGUGCAGUGGAUGGGGAAAAUUACU